Molecule: messenger RNA, 6684 nt
Organism: Vespa velutina
Lineage: Eukaryota; Metazoa; Arthropoda; Insecta; Hymenoptera; Vespidae
Product: doublesex- and mab-3-related transcription factor dmd-4-like
Exons: 3
Coding region: 2230-3378 (382 amino acids)
Biological process (GO): regulation of transcription by RNA polymerase II; sex differentiation
Cellular component (GO): nucleus
Molecular function (GO): RNA polymerase II cis-regulatory region sequence-specific DNA binding; DNA-binding transcription factor activity, RNA polymerase II-specific
Source: RefSeq, a predicted model, not a curated record
CGUCGUAGCAUGAAUAAAAAAUACUAAACGAGAAUUUUUUCAAUUUUUUAUCAAGUACUUUUAUAAAAAAAAAAAAAACAAAAAACACUAAUAUAUAUAUAUAUAUAUCUACAUUUUUUACAUUUGAUUGUUCAGAUCUAUCAUCAAAAUUCAUCAAUCUUGAAGCGAAUUACAUUUGUAUAAAGAUUUAUAAAAUUGUUAUUUUAUAUAUAUAUAUAUAUAUAUAUAUAUAUAUAUAUAUAUAUAUCGUAAAACUCAUCAUUUUAUUACGAUAUUAAUCUUUGAAUAAACGUAACUCGCUCUACGAUCGGUCGAUUUUGAUGUUUACAUAUCCAAUAGAAGCAUACAAUAACAUGCUACGACAUGAAACCAUUUUUUUUUAAUUCAAAUACUUAUAAACAUAUUUCGUACACACUAAUUUCUUAAUGAUUAUUAUAAACAAUUUUCAAAUUUUUUAACAAAAAAUUUCAAAGUUCUUUUUCUCAAAUAUUUCUAUGACUCAUUGUACAUAAAUACAUAGGUAUAAAAACGAUGAUUAUUACGAAUUGCUUCCUGAAAGAUCUAUCUAUAAAUCUAUAAAAAAGGAGAGAUUAAAGUAACGAAUAUUUAUGCGAACCUCUUAAGAUAGUAUAGUAUCGAAUAAUAGUGCGUGUGCGUGUGCGUGUGCGCUUGAGAGAGAGAGAGAGAGAAAGAGAGAGAGAGAGGGAGAGAGAUGGAAAGACAAAAAAGAAAAAAGAAAACAAAAUGGCGAAAAGAUACGAAAGUUUCGCAUAAAUGACUUUCGAUCUUUUUCGAUCGUUCGUAAAGUGCUCGGAUGGAUCUAACGAAGGAAUUACAUAUCAUGGCUGCGUCUAUAGACUCGUGAGAAUGCACUUAGUACGGCACAAGAAUGUUUAAUAUAAUCUAUAAAUAAGUGCGACGCGAAUACGCUCGAAUGUGACCGGUUUAAUAUUUGCGAUGGUUCAUUCAUUCUAUUAUUCCAAUCGAAUCUCGUUCAAAACCCAGCUACGAAUUCUGUAUUCGUGAAAAAAAAAAAGAAAAAGAAAAGAAAAAAGAAAAAGAAAAAAGAAAAACAAGGUGAAAUGCGAAUUAAAUGAUCUUGAUUCUUGGCAGUAAGAUUUCGUUUUGUACUUGUUAGCAUACCCCUUCUUUUCUUUCCUUUUUAUCCAUUUCGAUUUAAAAGUUAAUCUUAAAAAAUCAACUAGGAUAGAGUAGAUUAUAUUAUACAAAGGAAAUAUAUGUAUUUGUUUUUUGUAAUAUCUCAAAUGACUUUGACCAUUAUCAUAAUCACCGACUCGAUAUAUGAGUAUAGAUCGCGUGUAAACAGUAUACAUAUCUAUAUUCUCUAGAUUUAGUACUCCUUCUAGAAGCAUUCUCAUACUUUCGAAGCAACAAGUUUCAAUCUGCUCAUGAAUUAUAUAUAAUAUGCUUUUCUCAAUGGAUAAAAGUUCAUAUUAAAAUCUUAUGUUGAUGUGUUUAACGUCUUAUCGAUUAUUAUACAUAUAUAUAUAACGUACGUGUUACGAAUAAGUAAAAGAUCUCUUUUAUAUACCUGCAUAUACAUAUAUGUACUACUAUAGAUCGAGACUCACUUCCUGUUCUUCGCAGGACGAACGAUAAUAACACAUACUUGAAAGUCGAGUACAUAUACUCGACUAAGUUCCCGAUCGGUGGGAGUGGCAAGUAAAGUAAACAAAAUGGGACCAAUCGGGAAGAAAGGCUGGUCCGGCUGAUGUUUGUCUUUUUACCCUCCCCCUAUAUCCCCUUCUUACUUUAAGGGAUGCUGGAAUCGCACCCAAGUCGACACCCUGUACAUCCCUCUUAGCCAAUCGUCUGUUUCUUGCGGAAGAAACUAAAUCCCGGAGAUUAGCUUGGAGAUCUUCUUCCUUCUUAUCCACUGAGAAAGUUCUUCAGUCUGUGAUUAACGAUUGUACGAGAUCAUUGAUCAUUGGAAAAGCAUUUUUUUUUUGCCUAUUUAAAUUUUCUUCAUCGACGAAUCACGUGGAUAUUUUUAUAAACAUUUUCAUAUCUAAAAUAUUAUAUUUAACGCUUUGUAUUAUAGUUUUUUUUCCUUUCUUCGUUCUUUUGCUAUAUAAUCAACAGUGACGAUUUUUUUAAUAUAACAAAAUGAAACGCGUGUGUAAAAGAUAUUACUAAAUGUUGUGUCCGUUCCAUGUGAAGAGUCAAAUAAUAUAAAAGACUGAUUUUCAAAACAAACGAUUUAUAUCGAUGCUGCGUACGAAGAAUAAAAACAAAUCGACAAAUGAGGCUAAUGAGGAACAAAGUAAGCAAAGAAGACCAAAAUGUGCGCGUUGUAGAAAUCACGGUUUAAUAUCGUGGUUAAGAGGACACAAACGAGAAUGUCGUUACAGGGAAUGUCUCUGUCCAAAAUGUUCCCUCAUAGCUGAACGUCAACGAGUUAUGGCUGCGCAGGUCGCUUUGAAGAGACAACAAGCUGCCGAAGAUGCAAUAGCCUUGAGGAUGGCGAAAGUAGCUACAGGUGAAAAACUCAACCGACUUCCAGCAGGGAAAAUAUUUGGGAUGGCUGUGACCGAACCGAAAGGAAUAUCUAGUCAAGAAGAAGAAAAGGAUAAAGAUAUGAGUCCUCGAAAAGUCGAUUCUCCAUUGGAUGAUUCAACGAAGAGGAAUUCGACUGACGAGGGAACGAGAUCGAUGAAAGGAGUAAUAAACGGAUCGAUGGAUAAAGAAGUUUCGGUAUCCCGAAGAUCAAUCGAGACUUUGGCUCGUCUCUUUCCUAGAACUAAAUUAUCAGUCUUACAACUGGUUCUCCAACGAUGUGGCCAAGAUCUAUUAAAGGCAAUCGAGUAUUUUGCUAGUGAAAGUUUUGGGAUUGGUCCUAUGUCCAAUGCCGAGGUUCCAACCUCAGCCUUUAGACCACCUCAAACGCAAGUUACAUUGGAUCGAGAAAGACCGACAAAUGAUAUAGAUCUAUCGACCAAUAAUCACUUCUCUCCGACUUCCUCGAACUUUACUAGAAAUCUUUAUCUUGAAGAUGCUUACCGACUUCUCAACGUCCUACCUGAACAUCUUUCCAAAAAUAUCAGUCCAAACACCGGACCAACAACUUAUCCCACAUCGAUUAUACAUCAUUCCGAUUCAUCAGAUCCCUCGACUCUACCAAUCUCUUAUGAUCGAGAAACCGUUGCCCUAACUGUUCGAUACAACGAUUACUUUGCUUCCAGCAUGCAACAACAACUUAGAGAUCGUGUUUAUGCUCAAGUUACCGAUCGUCUUGCCGAUCAUCUUGCCGAUCAGCUCGCACCACCUAGAUCAGCUACUUUACAUUUACCACCUGUAUUUCCUGGUAUUCCUUGUGUCCUACCAAAUUGCACUCAAUGCUCCUAUAAUAUACUCUGAUUCGUUUCUCGAUCCUAACGUUAUUAAUUACGAUAGAAGAGAACUGCCAAAAUUUUAUCAUACUUCAAAAUAUUUUUAGUUACAUCCAUUUAUUUUUUACGAAUUUUUAUGAAAAUUAAUAUCAAAGAUUGUCAGUCGAUUUUUUAAAGAUAUCUGAUAUGUUAAAUUUUUAAUAUAUGCCUAUCGAUGUCUAUAGGUAUUUAUAUCAAAAAGGAAAAAAAAAAAAAAAUAAAUAAAUAAAAAAAAAAGAAAUUGACCGUCACUAAUUUGGCAACUCUCUUCUAUAUCUACGUUCUAAAACUUAACAAAUGAACUAAGAAAUUCUUUAAAUUUAAUACAAAGAACUUUUAUCUUUGUAACGUAUUUUUUAAUAACGUAAUAUAUGUGUAGUACUCUCUCUCUCUCUCUCUCUCUCUCUCUCUCUCUCUCUCUCUCUCUCUCUCUUUCGCUCUCUCUCUAUCUCUCCCUUGUAAACAUUUGAUUUCCUUCUUGUAAAAUAAAAAAAGAAAAAAAAGAAAAAAAGAAAAAAAAAUAAGGAAAAUAAAUAAAUCAGCUUAUUUUUAGUUGCACAUAAACUUAUUUCGUAAUCGUUAUUAAAAAAAAAAAAAGAGAAAAAAAUCGUUCUUUUUAUCUUUCCGCUCGAGAUCGUAUUAAAUGUCACACACCUGUAUAUAAUGAGCUAUACAAAUCUUUAAUUUUCUCAGUUCGUUGUGCAUGAAAUACAUACUUACAUAUAUAUAUAUAUAUAUAUAUAUAUAUAUAUAUAUAUAUAUAUAUAUGUAUAUAUAUCGUAUAGGGUUUAACGAAUCUUACGAACCGAUAAGGUAAUUUCUUCUCAACAGGAAAGGUUCGUCUUCAAAGUUCAACGCAACAGUUAAGUCAAUUCGAGCGUAGUAAAGCAUGCAUCAUUUAUUACGAUACACUUCAACGAUUGACCUUUGAUCGUGAAGCGUAAAAUAAAAUACAGAUUGAUCAAACCGAUGACCAUCGAAUUUCUUUUUUUUUUUUUUUUUUUUUUUUUUUUUACUGGUCAUAACACUUCAUCGUUACAUACAUUUUCAUUAAAUACUUUUCGUUGUUGUAUAAUGUAAUUUAAUUAAAGUUGUUUGAAAAAUUCUUACUUUUUCUUUUUUUCUAAAAGGAAUAUGUACUUUUAAACCGUACUAUAUUAUUAUCAGUUUCCGUGAGAAAAACCAAUGGGUUCUACCAAGUAAUAGGGAUUCCGUAACCGAGUUAGAAAGAUUCGAUUUUCUAUAUAAACAGAAUCGGCAUCGGUUGAACACGAGAGUCGAUGCCCCGAAGGGAUUUACUUUGGCUUCACUUUUAGGAACAGAAAAUACAGUGAUCCCUCUGCCCCUUGGGAAUUCGUGAUCCAUCGUGCUUCGAAUUACUAAAUACACGUUGAAACUUGACACUGGGGUGAUAAGAAACAUAAAUCCUUUUAUAUGUAUGUGUGUAUAUAUAUGUAUAGGUAAUCUUUUUUUUGUUUUUACGAUCAAUAAAAAUCGAAUAGAGAAAUUGAUAGGAUAAUUUUAACGAAUAUGUAGCUUUCAAAUGCAUUACGUGACAUAUACAAGAUUUUAUUUAUUUGGCUUUUUAAUAAACUUCUUUUUCACCGUAACACUGUUGAAUAACACUUUUGGUUUGUGUAUGUUAUUACACCAAACAUUUUACAUUAAACCAUAUUACAUAUUUCAUUUAUAUACGUAUAGGCGUAUAUAUAGUCUGCUUUCCUUAAAACGUAUUACUUAACGAUAGGCACAUGCGUUUAUAUUAGUAUCACGAACCUAUGAUAAUUCAUUUUGUAUGUUUUAUGUGUGUGUAUAUAUAUAUAUAUAUGUAUAUGUAUGCGCGCACGCACGCACACACAUGAAUACACACACAUACAUACAUACAUACACAUUAAAUGAAAAAAAAAUCAAUAUCUCGUACUAAUCUGCCAAAUCAUUUGAAAAGGCAGUAUGUACAAUUGUCUUUGUAUAUUAUGUUCACUAUAUGUAUUAAUAAUAAUACUCAUUCUUUUGGAUAUGUUUAAAAAUUUUAUACCCAUAAAAGGCAAGUGUUCUCUUUGUCGAAGCAAUAAAGAAAUUUGCAGACUCGAAAUCUAAUAUACAUAAUUUUUGUUUUGAAAGAGAAUAUGCUAUACUAUCUUGCAAAUAUAUAUACAACGAUCUUUUAUUUUUUAUAUUCUAUAUACAAUUUGCGUUUACGAAAAGUACCCAAAAUGCGAAUUUUAUAAUAGUAGUCUAUCAUUGACAACUAUUUCGUUAGCAGUCAUAUCGAUUUAAAAUCGUAAAUGAGGCUUAUUUUUGAUCAUGUGCCUGUAAUAAUAUAAUUCAUAAAUUUAGUUUAAUAGAUUACAUGACUACAUGAAAAAAUCAGACAAAAAAAAUAUUUACUUAUCCAAGUGUUCCCAAAAUAUCAUCAAUGCAGCUCUAUCCAAAUGCCUUUUUGUCCUGCUUAAUUCAAUUACUGUAACAGCCCAACGUGCAACAUUUGCAUCCAGUCUCAUUUCAUCGUAUUUUAAAUGAAAUGCACAAACUGCAAAAGAACAAUUGUUUUUUUAAUUAUAUAAAAAUAAAAUAUUGCAAAAAUUUGUCUUUUCAAAUAAAAUAAUCAAUGAUGCAUACUUUUAGAGAAUAUCUCAACCGGAUUACCAUCGAAAGGCCAACCUUUAAAUUGCCAUGCUGGUCCCAUAACAAAUACUGCUACAACCCUUUCCCAAUCUGCAUUCGUUAAUUUUUGUGGAUUAUCAACGAUGCGAUAUGGAACUGUCAAACCACCUUCUUUGCGACGUUGUAAAAGAACUUCAUUUUCUCGUUUACAACCUUGAGUUCUUUUAUCUUCAUUACUCACGUAUUUCAGAUCUUGUAGAAUAUCCUUGGCGUUAUACAUUGUAAUCAAAGAAGUAUUUGCACUAGGAAUAAUGAUAAUAGGAGUUCUACUAGGUCUUUUAUUUUGUGCAGCCUGUUGAGGUGUAAGUUUAGCAGCAGAUGUUGGUAAUAAUCCAGAAGUUGGAGUCGUGGAUGGAUUGGUUUGUGGUUUUCUUACUGCUGGAUUAGUACCCUCUGUUACAGAUUUUAAAGUCAUUCCAUGAUAAGUGCCCAUAGUAUCAAUUUUAAAUCCUUCUGUUUCUUCUUUUUGUCUAAUAAAUCUUUCCUGAUCAUAUCUAUUAUAAACAGCCGGUUGUGGUAACGGUCUCAUAGGAGUAGAACGCGGAGUAACCAUUGGGGUAGGAACAGCAGGACCCUUUUGUCUUCCUUCUUCCCGAGCUUUAAUACUUUGGAGAAUCGCAAAUAUAUUCUU